Messenger RNA from Sebastes umbrosus (honeycomb rockfish), 2161 nucleotides. RefSeq names its product cell growth regulator with EF-hand domain 1 (gene cgref1). The record is from RefSeq and is a predicted model, not a curated record. The transcript has 7 exons. The coding region runs from base 199 to 948 and encodes 249 amino acids. Lineage: Eukaryota; Metazoa; Chordata; Actinopteri; Perciformes; Sebastidae. Gene Ontology annotation, molecular function: calcium ion binding.
UCUGUUCUUCCACGUGGACUCUGUCAUUGACCAAAACACUCCUCCGUGGCAGCGCGGAGAGGGAGCGCGCGACCCGCCGCCGCUGUUGCGCAGUGCAGACCGGGAGGCGCGAGCAGGGUGGUGCGAGCCAGAGGUGUUCUCCAGAUGUGAACCUUAAAAACAACCGAUUACACGCUUUUCACCGUCCACACAUCAACUAUGCAGACAGGUGCGUUCAUGGAGUCUCACCUGGGCCGGUCGGUCCCAUGUGUCCUGUCCCUGUACCUGUUCAUACACUUGUGCCAGGCUGCACCAGGUGUACCUGGGACACAAAGGGAGGAAUCAGUUGAUGCCCACCCCGCUUCGGUAGCACUAUUCAACCCCUUUGGCACUGGAGAAGAGGACCGCAGAUUGCUGCAAAAUUACAUUCAAUCAAGUCUGAAGGAUGGCCAAGGAGGACCAGAAAUCAGCACCUGGGAGCAAGAGGUGUUCUUCCUGUUUCGUCUUUAUGACUACGAUCGCGGUGGGCUCCUGGAUGGCUUGGAGUUGAUGAAGCUAAUUUCAGACUAUAACUCCGAUCAUACACCUGGAGCACGGACCAAUGAGCUGGUGGUGUCUAUGGUAGAUUUUUUACUCCAGACUCAGGAUCUAAACCAGGACGGCCUGUUGGCCCCAUCCGAGCUGCUGUCUCCUCCAUUACCUCUCACAAAGGACUCCAGCAACAACAACGCACCUCACCAGGAGCAGGAGGUGGCAGCUGACAAGGAGAAGGCAGGAGCAGCAGAGCAGAGAGAGGAGGCUCAUGAGGAGCUUCAGCCUCAAGAUGAAGCGCAACAGGAGGUAAAGACAGAAGAAGAGGAACUCAUAAAUCAAGUAGUAGACAAAGAGCAUGGACAACAAAUCCCAGAAGCCCCAGCAGCAGAACAGAAGCACGAAGUCCCUGUUCAUCGGGGGCAACCAGAGAUGUGAAUGUACACACACACACACACACACACACACUGUGGUCCACAUAAUCAUGUUUCUCUUGAGUCAGCAGAAGACUGAGUUAAAAAUACCACUACAAGGACCUCUUAAUCUUCAUCCCCACAAAUUAUCUUUCUCUUGAUUACAAUUCUGAGAUUCUAUUAUCCAUUUCAUUUGACUGUUAAACACAUAGAUGAGAAGAUGAAUGUAUUGAAAGUAUUCAUGUAUAUUUGAAACCCCUUUUCUACAACCAGUAACUAUUGAUCUUAAUUAUGAAUGCAAAGAUUUCUAGAGCUGUAAAAGGGACAAAAGUCCUGAUUGAAAAUGCAAUAUUAUUCAUAUUAGUAAAACGGAAGCCAUCCUUAAUAGGAACAGUACUUUAGUAUAUUAUUAUCUAAUGUUGAAUAAUUCGAAAUGUGUAAGGUGUGUAUUUUAUUUUCUUUAAUCAUAUUUAUUUAACCUUUUGUUAUAUCUAAAAAAAAAGAAAGAAGAAGAAGCAUAUUUUUAAAUGUAUUUGUUUUUUUCUAUGUAGAGACUGUUGUUUCAUGUACACCCUGAUUGGCCUUAUUGUGUCUGACCCACUCUAGGUUUAGGAUUUGCACCUAGUAGUUAUGCACCAGGACUGUUUAAACUGCUCUCUUUCACAGAGAAGCUCAGUUUAGCCAUGGGCUUACAUUUGGUCUUCCGUGAGUAUUUCCUCAGUCUACACAAUGACUUUAAUUUACUGAAUAAAAUUAAGUUAUUCAGAAAACAAAAAAAAAACAAAGAACAUAGCCUAUUGUUAUGCAUUAUCAGCCAAAUCUGUAUUUCUUUUGAUGCACUUGUUUAUGACCCAGUAAGUAUUUAAUUUUGAUUAGGAUUAUUUUGUGCCUGAAUGAGUUGGGAACCAUGGAAUUACAGAUCAAUAUUGUGCUUUUAAUGUGUGCUUAAUGAGUUACAGCCUUCUACCACCAGCCUUUAGGCCACGAGCUUAAAAAUGUUCAUCUUCAUAAUUAAGAUCAGGAUGGCCCAAUUGAAAUAUUAGUUCUUUACUAUAUCAUUAAAUUCUUAAAUGAAAGUUAAAGUCGUUAAAGUCUUUAUCUGCAAACUUGAAUGUGUUUACAGUAUGAAAGGGUUUACUAUUUGUUGUAAUUUUUAGUUUCUUUACCCCUUUCGACCAUUUAUGCAUUUAUACUGCUGGAGAAAAUAAAGCAAACAUUUCUUUGUCCCUCUGCCUUUC